Parnassius mnemosyne (clouded apollo) is the source of this 357-nucleotide messenger RNA. Lineage: Eukaryota; Metazoa; Arthropoda; Insecta; Lepidoptera; Papilionidae. The record is from the annotation of a GenBank genome assembly.
AUGCAAGAUAAGCUUACACCCAAUGAUACAACUGACACUAUGAAGAAAUCUGCAUCAUAUAAUGAUGGCGAAUAUUCACAAAAAACUUCACAAAUAAAAAAGGAAGAAUAUUUUCCAGAGUGUUCUAUUAAUACCAACGAAAAAGUUCCAGAAAAUCCUGCCAAGAACCCAAAAAAAAGAAAACAUCAUGAAGAGGAAAAUGAAGUGUUGACAGAAGAAUUUAAAAUUCUUACUGAAACGUCUCAAGCUACUGAUCCAUAUUUCAGUUAUGGCCAGCACAUAGCAAAUGAAUUAAGAAAAUAUGAUAACCGCACUUUGAUAUUCGUCAAACAGGCAAUAAAUAAUAUCAUUUUUUAA